GUUUGUUUUUGGCGCGUGAAGAAUAUUUGAUGAGCUGUCUUUUUUUUAUUUUAUUUCUGUUGUGACGCGGUUCCGUGAAGGAAACUGCCAAGAUGCGCAGACUUGUUGAUGGCACAUGGUGGAAUGGAGCUAAUAGCUUUUUAUGAAAUACGUUAAUUUCUUCAAGGGAUCGUUGAUUUUUUCGAUUAAUAGUCUUUUAUGGUUGGUGAACGAACUAAGUAAAGAUAGGUUUCAAGAUUUAGAAGUAAUAGGCAUAUUAAUCGUGAAAUAACCAAGAAUUCAAAGGAAUGAUGUUGAAAAUCAUUAUAAAUUAGGAAGGUGUGGAAAUACUGGAAAGCAAAAUGCUAAUCACUGAUUUAUUUGAUAUGAUUUUGAAGGUUUAUGCAUGUACUUACUACUUAGUUUACUUGAAUUAUUAUGCUGUUAACAAUGAAUUUCUAUAAUUAAAAUACCAUUUUAAUGAAAACAGCAUCAGAAACAUUUUUUUCAGUGUAUGUUUUUAAUAAAUAAUUAAAUACUGUAUAUGAACAACUUUUUCAAUGUCUGGUUAAUAGUCUGAUGGGUUUUGUGGAAUUUGCAUUACUAUAUUCUUUCGUGUUUUCCAAUUGUAAUAAACAUUAGCCUUGCAAAACUUUUUAAACCACUAUAAUGAAUUGCCCAUGAAGAAUUAACUUUAUUGAACUUUUUAUAAAGGAAUAUAAGACAGAUGGUAGACGUUGGCAGGCUCUUGAGGGUUUCGAGAAGUUUCCAACAGUUGUAAAAGUCUGUCUACACCUGGCUGUGUUUUGUUCCCAUUCAAAUAAGGAAAAGAACUUGGUCGGUAAGCAAUUUACCAACUUCUUAAAACCAUAUGUCGGUUUAUUUGUUUCGGAAUCAUAUUCUCAGAAUCUCAGCAUACGAAUAGAUUCAAUAGAAAUGUGCCACCUUAAACAUCAGCAUUGUUUAGACCCAAAGGUUUAAGAGUUGAGGAGUGAUCAGAGCAAUCAAUAAUCGUGAUAAAUCACACACAAGACAAUAUUUUGUACAAAAUGAAACUGAGAUUCGAUACAAAGUAGUUGUAUAUAAUAAAAUUUGGAAUCGAUCUCCAGCUCCCAAUAUAACUCUGCAUGGUGAUCCUUGUUCUAUUGUCUACGGGUUUAUGAUAAAAUCUUUAGUUUUUUUUAUAAAAAAUUCUAAUUUAAGCAUCAGGCUUAACCUUAGGAACCCACACGUUGAUCUAUACACAAGUUUUUAUUUUGACGUAUAAAUGUAUAUACAGUACCUAAGACUAUCCUGCUGUGCAAGUGUGCAACGUACGUCAUCUCUUAUAUCUAUAAUUUCUUCCGAACUAGUGCACUAGUACAAAGACAAACAACAUCACAUCCAUUUCAUGAUCUCUAUUUGAUUUUAAGAGGUUCCGAGACAAUACGCUCUAACUCAAAAUACCAAAUUAUUGGGAGCUAUAUGCAGCAAAGGCUCCAAAGCACUAGGAGCAAACUUCCUCGCAAAGAUAUAACACAAGGAAAUGUAAUUAACGACUAUGUACGAUCAGUUUCCUCCAUCAAAGAUUUUUUUCAAAGAACUUCUCCGUAAUGUUCCAUCGCCCAAACAUAGCCGGGUGGGGACCGUCCCUAGACCAGUCCACACGUCAAGCUUCGGUUAGCCACCACCACUGUCUUAUUAAUUGUCAACAUGGUCGGGAGAUAAUGCUCGUCCACAUAGCAAACAAACCUACAAAACUAUUUGAAUUUUGGGUAAAACAAUGUGUCUUUGACAAUGGUAGCUGCGAGGUCCCGUCUUAUUUCAAACCAUUUAGACCCUUUUCGCCGUUUGGUGAUGGGAACUUCAGGGUUGAUGUUCUCGUUGUAGCGGCCUCGGCCGAUAGGUUAAGGGUCACAAACGCACCCAUGAAGCUGGGUUUGAUUGGCUUAAGUAGCAAAUUAUGCAUCAAAACAGCAAGAGGUUGUAUCCAAUUUACAUAAACCUUUCGUCCUCCUCACGGCAUGACAAAAAAGUAGAAGUAACCGUGGUUACUACACUUAGUAUUCCAGUAUAUUCAGAGCAUGCCCAUCCAUGAAAUACCCAUAUGUGGUAUCUCGAACAAAACAAAUAAUAAUAUUAAAAUGUAAUAUGGUGUUUGAUUAUUUUUUUAUUUAUAAAGAAAAACAAAAUCAAUCAGGGAUUGCCAUGUGUGAGAUGAAUAUGGUAAGUUUAUCUCAAAGUUUUUUAAAUAAAAUAUUUUGACACUCUUUCUCCUUUUUCUUUUUAAAAAAAUCUGAUCAAAAUUUAAUUGUAAGAACCCUAUCGAGAUAUUCGAUUGGGAAUUUGGGAUGCUCAUAUAAACUCAAAAACAAUAGUGGAAACACAAUAGUGAUUUAUGCGAAGAGAUAAGCUAUUCUAUUUACUAAAGAGAAAAGGAAAGAGUUAGAGAUAUUUAUAGAUAUUGGGAGCAGCUAUGAAUAUUUAUAGAUAUUUUCCUUUUUACCAUCUCAAAACUAUAACUUACUAAUACAAAAAAAUGUAAAAACAAAGAAAAGGAAAAGGGCCGAAUUAAUAAACUCUUAAUAGAAAGAGGAAAAUCGUGAUGGAAAAUAUCUUUAAAUACAGGAGACUCAAAUAAUGUUACAAACAUAUAUUUGAUUACAAGGCUUCGUCUUUUAAACGAGUUCCAAGUUUCUCCCAUCAUGUACUCCGAUAAUGACAUGCUCGAUGCCUACGAUGAGGAAUCGGGAGAGUAUGAUCUUUACAGCGACGUUGAUGAUGAACACGACCCCCAUGGUGGUGAAGACGAUUCCGAUUACAUUCUUGAGGAAGUCGUGGACGAUUCUAUAACUCAUGGCUCUCAGAUUAAUUACGUCGUACUCAAGGAAGAAGACAUCCGGAAACGACAGGAGGAUGAUAUCAAACAACUCUCUACGGUCCUCUCCAUAACCAACGCAGAAGCUAGCGUUCUCCUUCUCCACUACCGCUGGAACGUUAGUAAACUUACUGACGAAUGGUUUGCCGACGAAGAGAAAGUUCGGAGAACUGUUGGCGUAUUGGAGGGAGGAGGAGGAUCUGUUGUUAUUGGAAAUCAUCGAAAAGUUAAAUGCGGAAUAUGCUUUGACAAAUUUCGUCGUAAAAAGAUUGUACCCGUAGUGUGCGGUCAUACAUUCUGUUCUACAUGCUGGAACGGUUACAUCACCACAGCAAUCAACGACGGCUCGGGAUGCUUGAUGCAAAAGUGUCCCGAGCCGUCUUGUCACAUUGCUAUCGGCCGUGACCUGGUAGAGAAGGUGGUUUCUGAGGAAGACCUGAGGAAAUACGAUCGGUAUUUUCUCAGGUCUUAUAUCGAAGAAAGUAAGAAGAUGAAGUGGUGCCCCGCUCCCGGAUGUGAGGGCGCGGUCGAUUUUUCCUCGAGCGGGACGGGUAUUAACUACGAUGUUUUGUGCUCGUGCUCGCAUAGAUUCUGCUGGAACUGCAACGAAGACGCUCACAGCCCCGUGGACUGCGACAUGGUUUCGCAGUGGAUAAUCAAGAACAGCGCGGAAGCGGAGAAUACCACGUGGAUACUUGCUAACUCGAAGGCUUGCCCCAAGUGCAAGCGGCCGAUCGAGAAGAACCACGGAUGCAUGCACAUGACGUGCGGUCAGCCUUGCAAGCAUCAGUUUUGUUGGCUUUGUCUCGGCGCGUGGAAAGAUCACGGGGGACGCACGGGCGGAUUUUAUGCGUGCAACAAGUACGAGGAGGAUAAGAAAGAAGGACUGUACGAUGACUCUGAGAAGAAGCGGCAGAUGGCGAAGAGCUCGCUGGAGAGGUACACUCAUUACUACGAACGAUGGGCGAGCAAUGAAAAGUCGAGGGGGAAGGCUUUUGGAGAUCUACAGGUCUUCUUAACGGAGAAGAUUGCGAAGCUUAGUGUGGUUCAGUGCAUACCGGAGACUCAGCUGACGUUCAUCACAGAUGCGUGGCUUCAGAUCAUCGAAUGCAGACGGGUGCUGAAAUGGACGUAUGCGUAUGGGUAUUAUCUACCUGAAUCUGAGCGUGAGAAGCGGUGUUUCUUCGAGUAUGUGCAAGGGGAGGCCGAGUCUGGUUUGGAGAGGCUCCACAAAUGCGUUGAGACAGAGGCGGAGGUGUUUCAGGAUGCUGAAGAGCGGUCGGAACUAGGCUUUACCGCUUUCCGGGAGAAAUUAAGUAAUUUGACCAGCGUGACGAAGAGACACUUUGAAACUCUGGUGAAAGCUCUGGAGAAUGGUCUCUCUGAUGUCGAGUCUCAAGCGGCUUGCACCAAAGAAACAGAAUCAUUCAAAAGAGAAAUAAAAAGCAAAGAAACAAAGUCUAAAAAAAGGCGACGUGAGAGGUAAAAGGAAGUUACGUUGUUCUGCUAAUAUUCUCAAUUUGUCUACACACGUUUUGUACUAAACGACCCUGGUGACUAUUUUUUAUGAAUUUUUUUGGAGUAUUAUGAAUUUGUGAGUAGGAAUGAGCCAACCAAAAAUGUGUAAGGUACGAUUAGUGUUACAAUCAUUGAGAAUGAUAGUGUUCAUGUGAGAUACAUUUUUUUAUUAUUAGAUAGUAGAAUCAUAAAACAAAGCUGGGAGUCUCUUCUGAUUAAAGGUCACACAGGAUAGAUAUAUUCUCCAUAGAGUCGAAUGAAACACAUAACUUGUCGUUCUAUGAACAAUAGAAAAUUCAAACCAACAAAUAAUACUCUCUUCUCUCAUUUAAAACGCAAGCCACCGAACAGAUUUGUCCCAUCAAUCAAGAGCAAGAACAACAAACUCUCAU
This is a messenger RNA of Brassica rapa (field mustard), 4746 nucleotides long. Its product is annotated as probable E3 ubiquitin-protein ligase ARI7. Gene Ontology annotation, molecular function: zinc ion binding; ubiquitin-protein transferase activity. Gene Ontology annotation, biological process: protein ubiquitination. The record is from RefSeq and is a predicted model, not a curated record. Lineage: Eukaryota; Viridiplantae; Streptophyta; Magnoliopsida; Brassicales; Brassicaceae.